UUUGCGAUAUAGAGUUCACAAUCAAUUUGUACACCUUACUGAAAGGUAAUUGGCUUGAAAGGAAUUAAAGUAUGUGCAUUCCUAAAACUGUUUACUUUACUUUGAAUCUAGACUCUCCCUAUCAAGACAUUUGAGGGGCUAGUGACCAACCCAGACUACGCUGAAGCUGAGGACAAGGCUCUUCAUUUGCUGUCAUCAUUUGUUGUCACCAAUAGGGAGAAGCAGCAGAUCGAAAGAGCCACUGUUGGCUCUUUCGAGAGAUACAACCUGAAACAAUGCAUAACUAAUUAUUUACAACUCACUGUUCUGACACUUCCUUCAUUCACUCUUCACAUUAAGGUGAAAAGAUACUCAGAGUAUGUUGAAGCAAACCUGCCAGCGAGCAGGUUAGGUUUGCUGAGUCUGUUGCUGCAGUAACUGACUCAGAGUUUCCACAUAACCUGCUUUCUGAAACAGACCCCAGUCUACAUGAACUAUCUCUUAUUUUGUUUAUAACAGGUCAGCAUAUCGGCGAAAAAGGAUCACAGCAAGCAACUUUGGUUUGGUGUUGGCAGCAGUCAAGCGGAAGUCCUACCGCUUGACUUUUGCAUGUUCAGGUCAUCUGUUGGAUGUAAAAUAUUCCCAUUUAAUUUUGCUGUAAAUCACAAAUAGGAUGAAAACGGGAUGAAAUGAAAGAGAUAACAGAAAAUAGGCAAUACUGUAAACAAAACAACGGAAUGAAUGAAUGAACGAAUUAAUGCAUUUCUAUUGGUCGUAACCAAAGGGUAGGGGCAGAAGCUUCAUACAUUUACCUACAUAUAUACAGACAAACAUACACGCCUACAUAUACAGGGUCAUAAGGGUCAAUACUUAUAUCCAGUACAUUUCCACCAUAAGAUGGACAAUAUCCUAAAUAAUGAUAACCAUAAUUAGAAUAACGAUGUUCAUCGUCAUCAUCACCAUUAUCAACAUCCUCAUAGAGUGAUACUACUCAAUGUCUGUACUUAUCUAGUGUCAUGGCUUUCUUCUGUAACCCUUCUAUAGCAAAUGGCAGAUUGCUCAUUGCACAACAGCCUUUGGAGUUUAGAAAUGUUAUUGUCAGUGUUUUCUGUGUGAACACCAAGAGGGGGAAUAGAGGGAAUUCAGGAAGAGUUUGCAAGAUAUAUAGAAUUGUGUGUAGUGUUGUGAAAAAUGUGUGCUUUGGAAUGGGCAUCUGAGUCUAAAGCAGAAAAUGUGCUUGGAGUUCAGCAGAAUUGAUUUGGCAGUUGGUACACAAAUUUCAGGUUGUGCACAUUGGGUCUGAUGUUCCAAUUAAUGUGUUUAAACAAUUGUGAAAAAAUGUAUUGUGUUCUUAUGUGCAAGGACGUUAUGGCCACAAUCUUUAAAACAACACACAAAACCUGAAAGUUUGCAAAUCUUCCCUGUCAAUAUAUGCAGAUGUUCAGCAAAGCGUUAAAAGAUCGGCAGUUUGCUACCAAACAAAAAGGUUUUGCGAUAAUAAAUUCAGCGAUUCAAACAAAUACGUUUAUAGUAACUUCCAUUUAUUACAGAUUAUUACUAGGCAGCCCACACAAUAGUUUAAAUUGUCAUACCAACAGUGACAAACAGGCGUGUAUUGUAAAGAACAGGUGGGAACGACAAUGAAUCAAUAGGGAUUAGAUGAAUGGUUCACAAUUUAGAUGACAUCAGUUGUAAGAUCCCAAGGGUGCUGUUGGUGUGGCCUACAAAAUGCAGAUGCCUUUGAGUUCUCUUCCACUGGUUUGUUUAUGAGACAGGUCAUACAGAGCUUAGCGGAUCAGGUUAGACAUUGCAAAAGGCCAAAGAUCAUCUAAAUUGCUGAACUGAACUGUUUUGAUUGGUCUUUUCAUUUUACUUUUCCCUAAAUACCUUUUCUGCUGCAUUUCCUCUCCAUACAGGUGACAACAAACUAAGUUAAAAAGCUGCCAAAUAUCUCAAGGACUGUGGUACACUGGAUGAAAUGGAAAAUGGUACUUUUGAGGUCUACUUUAACCUCACAAUGUUUGUGAACAUAGGACCCUACCGCUACCUAGCAUUUGUCUUCUGUUUCCUACUGUAUGCCUUUAUUGUUUCUGCUAACCUUGUGAUAAUAUUGACUAUAUCACAAGAAAGAUCAUUACAUGAACCCAUGUAUAUUUUCGUGUCAUGUCUUUCUAUAAACUCCCUGUAUGGGUCAGCUGGACUCUUCCCAAGACUUCUACAAGACCUUUUAUCAGACACCCAUUUGAUUUCACGUCCGGCUUGUUUCACUCAGGUAUACAUCAUAUACUCCUAUGCAUCCUAUGAAUGUACUAUUCUGAGCAUUAUGGCAUAUGAUAGGUAUAUUGCUGUAUGUCAUCCUUUACAUUACAACAGUACAAUUUCUUGUAAAACUAUUUCCAAGUUAGCAUUAUUGGCAUGGCUAUGCCCUGCCUUUUCUUUGGCCACAAUCGUUUUAUUGUCUGUUAGGCUUCCAUUAUGUGGUAAUGAGAUAAAGAAAGUGUUUUGUGCACCCUGGUUUGUUGUCAGAUUGUCAUGUAUUGACACUACACUCAAUAACGUUGUUGGCAUGCUUGUGACUGUCAGUACGAUUUUUCUCCCUCUAUUUUAUGUGCUGUACACUUACCUGCAAAUCUAUCUUGUUUGUAGUAAAAGCUCAUCAGAGUUUAAAGGAAAGGUGUUACAGAAAUGUCUCCCCCACAUUGUGACGUAUGUUAUUUAUUGCAUUACAGCAUUUAGCGAUAUCGCCCUUAGCCGUUUUAAUCCUAAUGAACUCAAUCCAAUCGUAGCUACAAUUUUAUCACUAGAGUUUGUAGUGAUUCCUCCAAUAUUGAACCCUCUAGUGUAUGGCCUGAAGUUACCAGAAAUAAGAAGGCAUAUUUUCAGAAUGUUGUCGUGGUCAAAAUCAAUAAUUUAG
This is a messenger RNA of Gadus macrocephalus (Pacific cod), 2893 nucleotides long. Its product is annotated as olfactory receptor 51I2-like. Bases 1958 to 2893 code for a protein of 311 amino acids. The transcript has a single exon. Gene Ontology annotation, molecular function: olfactory receptor activity; G protein-coupled receptor activity. The record is from RefSeq and is a predicted model, not a curated record. Gene Ontology annotation, biological process: G protein-coupled receptor signaling pathway. Lineage: Eukaryota; Metazoa; Chordata; Actinopteri; Gadiformes; Gadidae. Gene Ontology annotation, cellular component: membrane.